Molecule: messenger RNA, 4714 nt
Organism: Marchantia polymorpha subsp. ruderalis
Lineage: Eukaryota; Viridiplantae; Streptophyta; Marchantiopsida; Marchantiales; Marchantiaceae
Source: the annotation of a GenBank genome assembly
GGGAGGGAGGCUACUGCGACCACUACGGCUGCUGCUGCAUCUGCUGCUGCGAGCAACACUGGCGAUGGUGACGGAGAAGGUGAAGAAGAAGAAGAAAGAGGAGGAGGACACGGUGGUAGUGGUGGUGGUGGGCGAAGAGGAGGAGGAGGAAGAGGAGUGGGGACCGUGGGGAGGGGCGAGCCAUGAGAGGUAGUGCACCGCGCAGGAGAACGCUUUAUCGUCGAAGUUCCCAUCACUCUCCUUUGCCUCGCUUCUCUCGCUAUCUGCGGCCCAAGAACUCGAACAACGACGCGCCAAAGCGACUGGCGGCAUCGCGGAUUGCUGCUAAAAUGCAGCGUCCGCACCUGAAGGGCAAACCCGCUGUUAUUUCUUCUGCCGCAGAUCCUGACUCCGUGACCACGCCUGCGCAGAAAUCAGGGCAACAGGGACACUCUCUGAGUCAGGUGGGGAGGUUUCUUGGCGGAUAUUCAUUCAUCCUAUUCCUAACGUCUUCUCACCUGUUUAGUUUUUGAAGCGCGGUUCUCAAUGAAGCAACCUGUUGCGGCAAGUACUUUGCGUCGAUCGACGAGGAAAAGGCGGAUAUCUGUUGGUCUUGGUUAUGAUUCAGAAAACACCGAUGCGGAUGAGGAGGAUCUGAGGUUGCAUGCUUUCCGAUCGUCGAAGAAUUCAAAGGCCGAGGCUCCCGCACCCCGAGAAGAGGAGGGAAGUCCAACAGGUUCUGAUAAGAAGAAUGGAGAUGCGGGUCCUGCUCCACGGCGGGAGGGGCUCAGGCCCCGGCAGAAGCUGAGACCGACAAGGCAGGACUCCUCACAAGAGUUUGAGGAAGACGAACCAAAUUCGUCCACUGGAAAUGAGGCAGAAGAGGGUGAAGACGGUGAAGAUGGAGGAGCUGGAGAUGAAGGCGAAGAGGGUGAUGAUGGUGAAGAGGAAGAAGAGGACGAAGAGUCGGCCGAGCGUGAGGGCAGACGGCGCUACGCAUUGCGCAAUCGUACCGAAGUGCAGAGGUUUUCUCCUCGUAGGGAAGAGAACAGGGCCGCUGCUCGACCACGAUCUCCAAGAAAGCUUUUCCAAGGUGGGAGCGGCAAUGGUAACGCGAAUGGCAACGGAAAGAGAGCCCGUGAAGGGCGCCGCUCCGCAGCACGAGCCUACAAGCGGCACCGAUCGAUGAGGAACGAUGACUCCGACGACUCUCUGCUUGUCGACGAAAUGGCGGCUGACCAAGGAGCAGUUGCGCCCUGGGCUAGAGGAGUCCGCUCUGCGGGUAGCAUCCCUUGGCUUCCUUCUGGCUUAGAUACACAUGCUUCUACCGGAUGGGCUGGCAAUCCCACAACCAGUGCCUGGGGCCACCAAUCCGAGCCCUGGGGACAUGCCAGUGCAACGGGUGCAGGCGCACAAACUGCCGGACCUAGUUCCAAAGGUGGAGCUGAUAUUCAACCUGUGCAGGUUGAUAAUUCUGUAGGUUUUGAUCAGAUUGGGGGUUUGUCCAAGUACAUCGAUUCUCUGAAGGAGAUGGUUUUCUUCCCUUUGCUUUACCCAAACUUCUUUGCCAACUACCACAUCACUCCACCCAGGGGUGUUCUACUGUGCGGUCCUCCUGGAACGGGAAAGACUUUAGUAGCAAGGGCUUUGGCCAGUGCGGCCACGAGGGCAGGGCAGAAAGUGAACUUUUAUAUGCGGAAGGGUGCAGAUGUGCUUAGCAAGUGGGUCGGGGAAGCAGAACGACAGCUCAAGUUACUGUUUGAAGAGGCUCAACGUUGUCAGCCCUCUAUUAUUUUCUUUGAUGAGAUUGAUGGUCUUGCACCGGUGCGAUCGAGCAAACAGGAGCAAAUUCACAAUUCCAUCGUGUCUACCUUACUCGCUUUGAUGGAUGGCCUGGAUUCUCGUGGUCAGGUAGUGGUUAUUGGAGCGACCAACAGAGUUGACGCCAUAGACGGAGCUCUUAGGCGGCCUGGUCGUUUUGACAGAGAGUUUAUGUUUCCUUUGCCCAACUCAGAAGCCAGAGCCGAGAUACUUGACAUCCAUACAAAGAAGUGGCAGAAACCUCCAGAAGAAAGUCUACGCAAGGAACUUGCAGCGUCUUGUGUAGGCUAUUGCGGGGCGGAUUUGAGAGCUCUAUGUACAGAGGCAGCAAUCAGGGCUUUUAGGAAGAAAUAUCCUCAAGUUUACAAGAGUGAUGAGCAGUUUGUGAUAGAUGUAGACUCAGUGGAAGUUGGAAGGCGAGACUUCUGGGAAGCGAUGUCGGCAAUAACCCCCGCUGCUCAUAGGGGAGCUGUUGUGCACGGCAGGCCUCUUUCCACUGUUGUUACUCCUGUACUCGAGGUCCAGUUAGAACGUGUGUUGAGGCGCCUCAUAGAAGUUUUCCCUGUUAUGCAUGUCGAGAAGUCGGAUCUGGAAGAUUAUGACGACGACGAUGAGAGUCCUGAGCAGUUGGCUAGGUUGUUCGGAUUCCAGUUCGGAUCAUCUAUUCCUUACGUGUACAAACCAAGGCUUUUGCUGUGGGGAUAUGACGGAUCUGGCCUGGAGCAUCUUGCCCCGGCCGUGUUACACAGAUUGGAAAGGUUUCCUGUCCAUUCGCUUGGACUUCCAUCGCUCCUGUCCGAUCCUAGUGCGAAGAGUCCCGAGGAGGCUCUCGUACACAUUUUUGGGGAAGCCCGAAGAACUACUCCAUCCGUACUUUUCUUGCCACAGCUACAGCUUUGGUGGGAAACGGCACAUGAUCAACUGCGAGCAGUUCUUCUGAUGCUCCUUGCCGACUUGCCAUCAGAUCUUCCUGUCCUACUUCUGGGGACUUGUGCAGGUUCUCUGGAUGAAAUCGAUCCAGAUGCAGUCAGUAUAUUCGGAACAAAUUUGGAUGAAGUCGUCUGCCCUAAUACAGAGGAACGUGCUGCAUUUUUUACAAGAAUGAUUGAUGCAGUCUUGGCUGUUCCCAUUGACAAAUGCUCAAAAGUGGAGAAAGCUAAAGAAGUUCUACCGGAACUCCCCAAGGCACCUCGAGUUGAGCGGGGACCUAGUGAGGCAGAGUUGAAAGAGCAAGCGGACUUGGAAGAUCAUGCUCUGAGGAAAUUGAGGAUGUGUCUUCGAGAUGUUUGCAACAGGCUUCUCUACGAAAAACGAUUCAGCAUAUUUCACUAUCCAGUUAUGGAGGAUGAUGCUCCUGACUAUCAUACAGUAGUGAAGAAACCAAUGGAUGUGACCACGUUGCUUCAGGGUGUAGACAGUGGAAAAUAUAUCACCCGCGCAGCGUUUCUGGAUGAUGUCGAACUGAUUCCUGCCAACGCUAAGGUGUAUAAUGGAGAUGAUUACCAAGGAGCGCGGAUAGUCAGCAAGGCAUGUGCUCUUCGCGAUGCUGUACAUGGCAUGCUAGCGCAGCUGGAUCCUGGACUUGUGAUAUUUUGUGAUGCUAUUGCAUCACGAGGGGGCCCAGUUCGACCCCCGGUGUGUGUUAUUGAAGCUCCUCCAAGUCCUGUUGUUGCGCCACCCGCUUUUGUGACACGAGCAAGCGCUCGACUGAGGGGUUUUCAGCCUGCUGUGGCUGUUGAUGUUCCCAAGCCUUCUGAAAGUCGAAAGUCCAAGAGAAAUUCUGAUGGCGGUGCGGCGGGUGAAGCAGUGAUGGGGUCUGUUGUACCUCCAGACGGUGCAGCGACCUCGGAGCAGACGGCGAAGGACAGCGAUGAAGGAGGUGCUGGAGACGCGCAUGCAGCUGUCAUCGAUGAACAGGGAAAGGAUGAACCACCUGUUGCCACGACCAAAAAAGACAGUCCUGGAAAAGGAUCUCCUGUGGCCGUGAGCGACCCCGUAGAAGAUAGAGGAUCAGACCCCUCGAUCUUGCCAGACGCAGAUUCACCGAAGGCGGUGGAAGCUUUUGAGGACUCGACGAACGUGGAAUCGGUGAAAGAUGAUAAGUUUCAUCAGCAAGUCGAGGAUGUCAAAAGAAAGCUGACAGAUGUCACAGAAGGUUAUGGUGUCGCACAGCUGGAGAAAAUUUACGCUAGUGUUUGUAGAGUUCUUCAGACACACAAAGCCUCUAGUGGCAAGCAUUGGCGCCUUGCUUUCCUCGAAGCUUUUACUUCCAAUAACGACAAUUUUGCUGCCCUAGUCUAGAUAUAUGUGCUUACAAGGAAGCCAUGGAUUUUUGUACUGUGUUUUUCCGUUCAUGGAGAGAAGCACUGCACAUCAAUUGUCACCAAGGAUCUAGGCUUGGGGUCUAGUCUUAAUUGCAGGUAUAGGUAAUUACUGCGAUGCAGAAACUCAUGUUAGAUAAGGUGAAAUCAGUGUUGAUGAGUUCUGGUAGUACAUCACCACACCCAGAUAGACUUCAUGAGGAUGGAUAGGGUUUUGUGAAGCCUAGAAUGGAAGUGUGAAUGUACGAUGAUUCUUUUGUACAGUUCACAUGUUCCCCUGAUCCUCGCAGCAGGGAGAGACUUGAUGAAGCGUUCUCACUUUUAUACGACGUUCCUACCGCGGGAAGGGUGGGAUGGUUAGUUGCAUCUUGUGCUAGCCAAGAAAUUUUGUGGGAGGUGGACACCGAUUGGGCAUCUUUGAAGCCCGCGUGUACCAUUUGUAGCUUUAGCAAACAUUGAACGGAUCGGGUAUAGACUGGUGCAAAUUUUUCCAACUGUAUAUUGAGUGUGGUGGCCAUCUACACCCCUCAGCCCCGCACCAUAGGCAUGUGACUGAAAGGUAAAGAGAAAUUUAUUCAAUCGAAUUACAGCUU